This is a messenger RNA of Colletotrichum chrysophilum, 420 nucleotides long. RefSeq lists its product as uncharacterized. Lineage: Eukaryota; Fungi; Ascomycota; Sordariomycetes; Glomerellales; Glomerellaceae. The record is from RefSeq and is a predicted model, not a curated record. The coding region runs from base 1 to 420 and encodes 139 amino acids. The transcript is spliced from 2 exons.
AUGCCGUUGCAGAUUUGCAUUCCGCUGCUGGUUGCAGAUCAAGCCAAGAUCGGGACGGCCUUUGGUGUUUGGCGAGCGUUCAACAAUUCCGGCUCAACGAUCAUGGACGUCGUCUUUGGCGCCCUCCAAGAUAGCACCGAAGGCAAUGGUUAUUCGAAGGUGCUUAUCGUUGCUAUCGCGAUCAAAGCCUGGGCGUUUGUGUUGGGACUUUCGUACAUCUUCAUCGACUACAAGUUUCUCGGCAAGGGCAUGACUAUGACGAGGAAGCAGAGAGAAGCUAGGGAGUCUCAAAUUGUUGACAAAGAGGCUGAUCCCCUGACGAGACGAACCUCGAAAAAGUGGUUUACUACUCUCACAUUCGGGCUGUUGCUUGCCAUCAUUGCGAGCGCAUGGGCCGUUUUCGUGCGGUACUUGAUCUGA